AUGGCCCCGCCCACCCAGCUCGGCGAGCGGCCAAAUAUGGCGGGCGGCGCCCAUUCCUUGCUAGCCUUACGGUCUCGUCCCACCCUCCGAGUAGCCCAGCAGCGCCUGCGGCGGCAACACAAGCCAAGGAGGCAGCGGCAGAGGUGGCGUGUACGGCUUGUUCUGUUUGGCCUCAAAGGAAACACGGUAAUGGAACACAACGUGGACGGUAGGAGGGCCGGGUUGGGGGCUGGCAGCGGCGGCACCACACCCCCGGGAGGGCAGCUUUUGGCUACAGAGAAGGUGGCCACGGCCCGCCGAGAUGUAGGGGGAGGGGAAGCCGGUGCAGUGAUUGACGGAAGUCCCAGAGGAAGCCCCCCGGCCUCGGCCUCGGCCUCCGUCACGCCAGAGGCCUGGAGGGUUGCGCGCCAGGCACCCAUUGGUGCCGAGGUCCCCGAAAUCACCGCCACCCCUGCGAGGCUGCUGCUCUUCCCACCCACCCACCGCACGUUGCGGCCUGAAGGGAUGGAAGCCUCAGCCGCCCACGCUAUUGUGUCACCCAAAGAUGAGGUGGACGGUUGUGAACCGGAGCCUCUCGAGAUGCCGGCGGCUGGUCUGCCCUUGCUGGAGUUGGUCGGGGAGGCCAGUAAUGGCCCCAGCACGGAAGGGUCACUACCCUCGAUGCCACCCCCAGCAGAGGAGGAGGAAGACGAGUUGUACAGGCAGUCUCUGGAGAUUAUCUCUCGGUACAUUUGGGAGCAGGCAACCGGCGCCAAGGAUGCAAAGCCAAUGGGCUGGUCUGGGGCCACCAGCAGGAAGGCACUAGAGACCUUACGUCGGGUCGGGGGCAAUGUUCAGCGCAAACACGAGAUGGCCUUCCAAACCAUGCUUCGGAAACUGGACAUAAAAAACAAAGAUGAUGUCAAAUCUUUGUCUCCAAUUAUGCUCCGUGUUUUCAAUGACAGCGUAACAAACUGGUGCAGGAUUGUGACUCUAAUUUCUUUUGGUGCCUUUGUGGCCAAACACUUGAAGAGCAUAAACCAAGAAAGCUGCAUUGAACUAUUAGCAGAAAAUAUCACAGGUAUUAUUUUAAGGACAAAACGAGACUGGCUAGUGAAGCAAGGAGGCUGGGAUGGGUUCGUGGAGUUCUUCUAUGCAGAGGAUCUAGAAGGCAGCAUCAGAAAUGUGCUUCUGGCUUUGUUACUUUUUGCUGGAGUAGGGAUUGCUUUGGUAUAUCUAAGAAGAGCCUUGUAA
Messenger RNA from Lemur catta (Ring-tailed lemur), 1233 nucleotides. Its product is annotated as induced myeloid leukemia cell differentiation protein Mcl-1-like. Gene Ontology annotation, biological process: mitochondrial fusion; extrinsic apoptotic signaling pathway in absence of ligand; positive regulation of apoptotic process. Gene Ontology annotation, cellular component: mitochondrial outer membrane. The coding region runs from base 1 to 1233 and encodes 410 amino acids. Gene Ontology annotation, molecular function: protein heterodimerization activity; channel activity; protein homodimerization activity. The transcript is spliced from 2 exons. Lineage: Eukaryota; Metazoa; Chordata; Mammalia; Primates; Lemuridae. The record is from RefSeq and is a predicted model, not a curated record.